Aspergillus fischeri NRRL 181 is the source of this 1458-nucleotide messenger RNA. Its product is annotated as glycine decarboxylase subunit T. NCBI's taxonomy places the organism in Eukaryota, Fungi, Ascomycota, Eurotiomycetes, Eurotiales, Aspergillaceae. Gene Ontology annotation, molecular function: aminomethyltransferase activity; protein binding. Gene Ontology annotation, biological process: glycine catabolic process. Gene Ontology annotation, cellular component: mitochondrion. The coding region runs from base 1 to 1458 and encodes 485 amino acids. The record is from RefSeq and is a predicted model, not a curated record. The transcript is spliced from 2 exons.
AUGUCUGCUCUACGACCUUUGCAACGAGGUGUGAACCCCCUGAGCGCAAGAUACAUUUCUCAAUCCGCCCGUGUUGCGGCCAAUGGCUCCAACAUCCUCCGGCGGCAGCUCCCAUCUCCGCUCCACGGCUGCUCUUCGGCCGCUGGCAUAGCUCCCCGAUUCACUGCUGGGCCAUCGGUGCACUCCCAAAAUGGGGUCACACGGCGUUAUGCCUCGUCUACUGCCUCAGGGCCAGUAAAGAAGACUCAAUUGUAUGAUCUGCACAUUGCCAGGGGAGCGAAGAUGGUGCCCUUUGCGGGGUACUCUAUGCCCCUGCAGUAUUCAGAUCUCAGUCACGUCGAGAGCCACCACUGGACCAGAGAAAAGGCUAGUGUGUUCGACGUGAGCCAUAUGGUACAACACCAUCUUAGUGGUCCCGGAGCCAUGGAGCUGCUAAUGAAGGUCACUCCCUCGUCUCUGGACAAGCUCAAGCCUAACUCCUCCACACUCUCCUGCCUGCUUGAAGAAGGCACCGGCGGCAUCGUUGACGACACCGUCAUUACCCGCCUCGACGGCGACGCAUUCUAUUUCGUCACCAACGCCGGCCGCCGCACCGAGGACCUGGCCUUCCUACAGGCCGAGAUCGAGGCGUACAGGCAGACCCACGGCGCCGACAGCAUCAAGUGGGAGAUCCUUGCCAACCGGGCUCUCGUCGCCCUGCAGGGUCCGCUCGCCGCCUCUGUCCUCCAGCCCCUGAUCAGCUCCCACGGCGCGGUCUCCCCCGCCGACACCGACCUCAGCACCCUCUACUUCGGCAACUGCCGCUCCCUACACCUCACCCUGCCCGACGGCACCCCAACCCAACAGCCUCUCCUCAUCUCCCGCACCGGCUACACCGGCGAGGACGGCUUCGAGAUCUCCAUCCCCACAGCCGGCUGCCCCUCCCUCCCAACGCAGGUCACCGAGCUCCUCCUGUCCAACCCGGAGCAAGUCCGGCUCGCCGGCCUCGCAGCCCGCGACUCCCUCCGCCUCGAGGCAGGCAUGUGCCUCUACGGCAACGACAUCUCCACCGCACAGACACCCCCCGCUGCGUCCCUGGGCUGGGUCGUCGGCAAGGACCGCCGCGACCCCGCAACGGCCACCUUCAACGGCGCCGCCACCAUCCUCCCGCAGCUCGCGUCCCCCGCGAAGACACUCUCGCAGCGCCGUGUCGGCUUCACAGUCGAGAAGGGCAGUCCCGCGCGCGAGGGCGCCAUCGUCGUCGACCUGGGCGACGAAUCGCACCCGCAGAUCGGCGUCAUUACCUCAGGACUGCCGAGUCCAUCACUAGGCGGUACGAAUAUCGCCAUGGGCUACAUCAAGAACGGCAUGCACAAGAAGGGGACCGAGGUUGGGGUGUUGGUCCGGAAUAAGGUCCGCAAGGCGACGGUUACGGGUAUGCCUUGGGUGGAGAGCAAGUUCUACCGGCCCAAGGCUUGA